Molecule: messenger RNA, 888 nt
Organism: Paramecium sonneborni
Lineage: Eukaryota; Ciliophora; Oligohymenophorea; Peniculida; Parameciidae
Source: the annotation of a GenBank genome assembly
AUGCAAUCACAGAAUUAUUUAAUUGUAGAUAAUUCAACCAUUAUUGAAUAUGAUACAGAAUGUAUACAUUUAUAGAGUAUGAGAUUUUAGAGUAUAAUAAAUCAACCAUGAGGAUAAAAGUAUUUGUUAAAUAAAGAGAAAUCAUACAUAUAUUAAAGAAUUACUAUUAAAUUUUGAAGUGAUUAACUUUACUAAUUGUUCCAUUUCAUAUUUAAAUGAAUAAACCAGAAUUACUAAUAAUGACAUAAAAUUAUCAUUUUUGUAAUGUAAAGACAUGAAAAUUAUUGAUUAAUUCAAUUAUUUUUAAAGGGGCUAACUCAUUAUUGUUUUUUGUAGAAUAGCAACAGAAAUUAAAGUUCAUAUUCUCUAUUAAAAAAAUAAUUAAGUAGAUUUGAUUUAACUGUAUGAUUACUAAAUUUCUUUGAAAGAAUUGAAAAAUUUAUUUAUUCGAUAUUAAGCACAUUCAUCUAAUAAGUUUAUUUUGAUUAUUAAUGCUAAAUUGAUGUAUUUUACUUCUGAGUAAAUUUAUUUUUAUAAAAUUGAUUAAGUUGAUGAAAUCUAAUUUUCAGAAGAUGGCACUUAAAUAUUUGCAGUAAAUAUUUUUAUUAAUAAUCAAAGAUGAGAAAAAGUGUUGUUUAUUAUGUAAAACUUUAAAAUCCAAAAGUAUAAUUAAUAGAAUUGGUAGAAUAAUAGAAUAAAAUAAAAAACAAUAAGAUUUUAGCAUAUAAAUGUUGGAAUCAAGGAAUAUUAUUAUUAACAGAUAAGGGAUAUUUGAGAUAUCUAGAAGUAGAUAAUAAAGAAUAAAUACAUAAAAUAACAAUAUAUGAUGGAUUUGGAGUGAUAAUGAUUAUGAUAGCAUUAUUUUCAAUAAAAGUAAAUUAUUUUUGA